Molecule: messenger RNA, 2086 nt
Organism: Malaclemys terrapin pileata
Lineage: Eukaryota; Metazoa; Chordata; Testudines; Emydidae
Product: RING finger protein 112-like
Exons: 13
Coding region: 63-1691 (542 amino acids)
Biological process (GO): protein homooligomerization; endoplasmic reticulum organization
Molecular function (GO): GTP binding; GTPase activity
Source: RefSeq, a predicted model, not a curated record
CAGAGAAGUAACCUCAGGAUCUGCUCUUGAGUCUGUUCACCAGGCAGGGGCCGGGAGCUCAGAUGGAGCAGGGGCGCCCAGUGCAGCUGGUGCGUCUGGACGAGGAAGGGGGCCUGACCCUGGACGAGGAGGCCCUGAGCCGCUGCCUGGAGCAGGGUGGGGUGGGGGACGCCCCCGUCUGCCUGGUGUCCAUCAUCGGGGAGCAGCGCCGGGGCAAAUCCUUCCUGCUGAACUACCUGCUGCGCCGGCUCCAGAGCCCGGACAUGAGGGACGGGUCGUGGAUGGGCCAGGAGGAGGAGCCCCUGGAGGGGUUCGAGUGGCGAGUCGGUACCCAGAAUGUCACCAAGGGGGUGUGGGCCUGGAGUCAGCCCUUCUGGGUCCCGGGAAAGGGAGGCAAGGUGGCCGUGCUGCUGGUCGACACCGAGGGCUCUAUGAACAUUGAAAGCAACAAGGAGACCAGCAUCAAACUCUCCGCCAUGUCCAUGCUGCUCAGCUCCUACCAGAUACUGAACAUUGGCUGUCGGGUGAAGGACCCGGAUCUCGAAUACCUGGAGAUGUUUCUUCAGGUGGCCGAAGUGGUGGGAGAGGCCUAUGGACUGGAGCCCAUUCAGCAUCUAGACCUGCUGGUGAGGGAUUGGAGCAGUUCCCUGGUCCUUGGAGCCCGGGGUGGGAAGAAGCAUCUGAGAGACGUCAGACAGAUUCUGGAGGAGACGUCCCCUAGCAAACACCCCAAGGCCCUGGAAGCGCUGAGCAGAAGCAGCAGCCGCUGUUACCUGAUGCCCUCCCCUGGCAAGCGGAUCAUGACUGGGAGCGAGGGAACCCUGAGAGACAUGGAUGAGGAUUUCCGGGAGAGCCUGAGGGACUAUGUCACUGCCCUGGUGGGCUCGGCCGGUCGACACGUCCGGAGGAACCAGCAUGGGGAGCUGCUCACCGGGACACAGCUCGCUUCCUGGAUAAAGAAAUUCUCUGAUCUAAUGAAGACACAUCACUUUGGCUUCUCCUCCCCCUGUCAGAUGGCCAUCACCUUCCACAACCAGAGAGUCCUGGACAGCGCGCGCCAAUACCACGCUUUCUAUCUGAAGGACAAGGACGGCCUGUCCCAGCGCAUGGUCGACUGUCUGAAGGUGGAUCCGAGCGCAAUGGAGCAGCAGUUGGUGGAGCAGCGCAGGUCACUGCUGGGGCGGUGCCGGGAGGAGAUGAAGGAGCCGGAGGAGACCCUGCUGACGGCGCUAGAGGCAGAGCUCACUCGGGAGGCUGAGACCUUCCUGGAGACAUACGGAGGGCGCUAUCAGUGUCACGCCACCAACAAAAGAGUCAUGGACAGAGCCCGCCGAGACCACGCUGACUUUCUGAGGCAGAAGGACGGCCUGUCCCAGCGUAUGAUCGACUGUCUGAUGGUGACACCAGGCGCAAUGGAGGAGCAGUUGGUGGAGCAGCGCAGGUUGCUGCUGAGGCGGUGCCGGAAGGAGAUGAAGGAGCCGGAGAAAAAGACCCUGAUGACGGCGCUAAAGGUGAAGCUGACUCGGGUGGCUAAAACCUUCCUGAAGACCUACAGAAGGCGCUAUCGGUGUCACGCCAUCAAGGCAGGCAUCGCUGUAGGGGGGUUGGUACUGGGGUCGCUGAGCAGUCAGCUUGGAGUUGUCGGAUACAGAGCGGUUGCCACUGUGGCUGCAAAGCUAACCCUUCCCUAGGCAGCAUUCCUUUGGGGCAGGGGUGGGCUCUACAGCCGGGAUGUACAUGGGCACGGAGGUGGGUGACAACACUGGGCGGCAGGAAAGUGCGAGAGCUGCAGCUGCCCACAGACAAAGGGCAUCACCGUUGGUACAACAGUUGGACUGGGAACCCUGCUACGUUAUUUUGACCAAAACACUUUCCAGGCAGGCCUCCAGCUGGGUCCAGAAGCCAUCAGGGCUCAGAGAAUCCAUGUCUGUCCUCGGAUGUUUGACCCAAUAGUUACUUUCCCGCACUAUGAAAAACUGGUGUUGUAUUUCUAAUUGGACUUUGUCUAGCUUUAACUUCCAUCCAUUGUUCCUGCUCUGCCUUUCUCCUAUGCUAAAGGUAUGUGCUGGUUGCAAUAAAAAACACU